This is a messenger RNA of Prorocentrum cordatum, 1224 nucleotides long. Lineage: Eukaryota; Dinophyceae; Prorocentrales; Prorocentraceae. The record is from the annotation of a GenBank genome assembly.
AUGGCGGCCUCCACUCCGCCCCUGCUCGCGACGCCUCCAGGCAUCACCGGCACCUCCUCGGAGUUCGAGCGCCUGAUGCAGGACACCCCGCCGGAGGCCCCGCGGGGCCACGCCGCCACGCCGGCGGAUUCUCCCACGCCGAGCUGGCAGCACCCCGCGCCGGCCGCGGUCGAGUGCGGCGGGGCGCCGACGGUCCUGGAGGUUUUCCCGCUGGCCACGCCGCACAGGGCCCCGCCAGAGGAGGCGCGCCCGCUGCACGGCUCCCCGGCGCUGCCGGCGGGCCGCCAGCCGAAUGUCACGGCCGCCGCUGCCGCGGCCUGGCCUGCGAGCCCGCAGGGCGAGGCUCGCGCCGCCGGCCUGCAGCGCGCGGCCUCGCCGGCCCGCCUGGAGGGGGCGGACCGCGCCCUCGCCCGUGCGGCGGCCUUGGGGCAGGGCUCUGCAGAGGUGCAGCGCGGCAGGCUCGCCAGCAGCGCCUUCUCGUCGGGCGCCCGGGACGCCGAGACGCCGUGGGCUCUCGCGGAGUUCUCGGGACGCCUCGAGGCUGUCACGCGCGAGAUGCAGCGCACGCUGGAGCACGAAUUCUUCCUGGCGGAGAGGUCGCUGCUCACGCGCCACCGCGCCGACCUCGACGUGCAGAAGGCCAGGGCGGAGGCGACGGAGAGCCAGCAGCAGGCGGCGAUCGACAGGCUGCAGGCCGCUGCGGGUCAGUCACCGAGAGCGCCAGUCGACGCGGCGAUCGAGGUCGACGAGGACGAGCAGGCCGCCAAGGGCGACAUGCGCAGGAAGCGCAGGGGUGGCGUCGCGAGCGACCUGCCCCCGUCCAUGGGGCUAAGGCGCCGCGGGGUUCUCUAUGGGGCAGGCAUCGCAGCUUUUCUUCUACAGUUUCUCGAGCUUGCGAAGUCGACGAUGAAGGCUGCCCCGCAUAACUUUUCGAAACAAGUGAAUCUACGUCUCCCGUUGGCAAGCGGAGCCUCUGACAUCGUCGAGACGUUCGGCGGGAAUUUCCCUGGUGGCAUCGCGCGCGCCGCCCCCGAGGGCCCCCGCUCGCUGCGCCUCGCGCCCCUCGGCGGCAGCCGGACGGGCGCGCGGUCGGCGGUGUCGGGUCAGAUUCGCCGCGAACUCGAGGCGGCAGUCGAGGCCGACGCGCCCCUCGUGGAAGGGGCCAACCGGCUCGCCAAUUGGCACUGGUUGCCCGCGCCUGCCGCUUCGUGGCUCUCGGGCUAG